CUAAGAAAAAAAAAAUGACAUUUAAUUUCCAUAGUCAAAACGGAGAGAAGCGGGAAAGCACGUUAUGGAAAAGACCAAACAUUCAAAACCAUCGAAGUUCAUUACAGCUACGGAGCUACCACUUCCAUGUUUCAACUUCAACCAAACCAACCAACCAACCCCUGUUUGAAAAACACAGAAAUCUCACUUCUAUUUCACACUUUCUCUCUCCACCACAAUGUGGCAGUUUCUCUUAGCCGCCGCCGUAGCAGGAUCCACCAGUUUCGCCGCAAAGCACUUCCUCAAGCCCACCAACACCCAACCUGUCCCCGAUAACACUAGCAAUUGCCACCAACCUUUGAUCGAAUGCCAACCAGAAACAGAGAACGGGAUCUUCACAUUUUCUAGUUCCCGAUCUCUGACACAAGAUGGAUCCUCCUCUAACCCUAAGAAUUCCACCAAGAAUCGCCGACGGUCUAAGUCUGGAAUCAGAGUUGCAAAGGUUGAGCUCAGAUCUGCGGAGCAUAGGAAGCGUGGGAAGAGAAGAAGGAAAACCAUCAACAGUAACAACAUAGCUGGAAAACCUGCAUUUUGUUCUUCCAAAGAUGGCUCUUUAUUUAGUUGGGGUGUUAGCUUUGGGAUGAUGUGUAUGAUGGCUGGAAAAUCAGAGAUCAGUGAACUGAACAAGACCAUAACUGAAACAACAAAAGUUGUUGAGGAACUGAAAUCUGAGCUCAAAAGAAGAAAAUCACCGCGUUCUCAUCAAGAUUCUGUAGGCAAUGCUGGUAUGGAAUCUAGAAGAAUGAGUGACAGGAAUGAGGAAAUAAUGCUCAAGGAGACAAAUAGUGAACUCAGAGAGACUGAUGUCAAAAUUUGGAGUCUCCCUGUAAAUGAUGAAGGUGAAUGUGGAAGUAGUGCUCUUACAGAAGAAUCAGGUCCCCUGGUUCUGGAAAUGGAUCAACUGGAAGCAGAACUUGAGUUUGAAAUCCAAAAGCUCCCUGGGUGUACUAUUGACACUAAUCACGAUGAAGAGAUAAGGCCAAAAUUAGAUGAGGUUGAAGUUCCAAAUGAAGGUUGUCAUGGAGCAAAUGACAAGAAUUUGAACUCUUAUCAAUACCAAGGAAUAUUGGCAUCUGAACUCAAUCAGAAACUUAGUCAGUUGCUCAUACAACAACAGGAAAAUCAGAUUGGGGAUCUGGAAUCUGAACUAAACCUGGCUCAAUGUAAACUCCAGGAGAAGGAAGCUGAACUCCAGGCACUAAAGGACUGUGUCAGACACCUUACCAAACUCCCUCUAUCCACAGUUUCAGAUGAUGAAACUGAUGCAGUCAAGGGAACCAUCGACUGGAACUCUAAUGCAACGCACUCGGGGAUAAAUCAAUCAAUUGUUGGUGUGAAAAGACCUCUAGAUUCUGAAUCAUGUGUAUACUACCCAUGAAGUGACUGAUACAUGUGGGCAUACAAAAUAUAAACUUCAGUCUUCACAUGAUAUUCUAAAACGGUAACUUUGUUCAAUUAUCUAGAUCCCAUCAUAUUGUAUUUAAAUUAUUGGGUUUAUGUGGUGAUGGUAUAUGUAUAUAUUCUUUUGGUGGAUAUGCAAUAAGAAAAUUCAGCACCUAAAGUACUUGGAUGA
Messenger RNA from Lotus japonicus, 1612 nucleotides. RefSeq lists its product as uncharacterized. NCBI's taxonomy places the organism in Eukaryota, Viridiplantae, Streptophyta, Magnoliopsida, Fabales, Fabaceae. Gene Ontology annotation, biological process: asymmetric cell division. Bases 218 to 1417 code for a protein of 399 amino acids. The record is from RefSeq and is a predicted model, not a curated record. The transcript has 4 exons.